CGCAAUCUUUUUUCCUGUCUACUUACUCUUCGUACCAUGGCGAAGGUUCAAAAGAAAACGGGGAAGGGUCGCCUGGACAAGUACUACAAACUCGCAAAAGAACAAGGAUAUCGAGCACGUUCGGCAUUCAAACUCAUUCAACUUAACAAAAAGUACGCAUUUUUGGAGUCAGCGAGAUGCUGUAUCGAUCUCUGUGCCGCACCUGGAGGAUGGCUUCAAGUUGCCAGUAAAUAUAUGCCCAUUAAUAGCGUUAUUGUUGGUGUCGACCUUGUGCCGAUCAAGCCCAUUCCUCGAGUGGUGACAUUCGCUUCCGAUAUCACUUCACCCCAAUGCCGGAAUCUCCUUCGGGGGGAGCUGAAGGACUGGAAAGCCGAUGUUGUUCUUCACGAUGGUGCCCCCAAUGUGGGAACUGCGUGGAUUCAAGAUGCCUACAGUCAAUCUGAGCUCGUCUUAAUGAGUUUGAAGCUAGCAGUGGAGUUCUUGAUAAAGGGUGGAACAUUUGUGACCAAAGUUUUUCGCAGUGCAGACUACAACAACCUCAUUUGGGUAUUCAAUCAGUUGUUUGGAAAAGUAGAAGCGACGAAACCUCCUUCAUCCAGGAAUGUUUCCGCAGAAAUUUUCGUCGUAUGCAGGGAUUUUUAUGCGCCUAAACACAUUGACCCCAAGUUCCUCGACCCCAAACAUGUCUUCAAGGACUUGGCUGCUUCGGUAUCCGACAGCGCUGACAAGGGUAUUAUUAACAGUCAUGCCCAAGCCAAUGUCUUCCAGCCGGAAAAGAAACGACGGAAACGAGAUGGUUAUGCUGAUGGAGAUUAUACUUUGUUCAAAGCAUGUUCUGUCUCGGAAUUCGUGAAAAGCCCGGAUCCUAUCUCCGUACUCGGAUCCGUGAACAAAAUUAUAUUCGAGACUGAGGAAGAGGAAACAUGGUUGGGCCUGCCCAUUACUACAGCGGAUGUAAGAGUGAAUCUGGAUGAUCUAAAGGUUCUAGGCAGGGGUGAUUUCAAGGCUUUGUUAAAAUGGAGAUCUGCUCUGCGAGAAGAACUCGGUAUAGAUGUCAAGACUAAGGAAACAGAGGAAAUAACCGAAGCCGUAGAAUUAACAGAGGAGGUCGAUGAGGAGCAGCAAAUCCAGGACGAGUUGGAGCGGCUCAACGCAGAGGCUGCAGCACGAAAUAAGCGGGAACGAAGACGAGCCAAUGAAAUACGUACUCGAACUAUGCAACGGAUGCAGCUUCAAAUGACCGCUCCACUAGACAUUGGCUUGGACCAGCAAGACGCCUCCCUCGGCAUUGGCCGAGAUGAUGUCUUUGACUUGAAAACCACCGAAAAUCAUCUACGGCAGCGGGGGUAUCUCACAAGAUUUGCUAACGGUGAGGGUAGUGACGACGGUGACAUCGACGCCGCACAGAUUAGUGGUGACGAGCCCGAAGUUUUAGAUUCCGAGGAGGAAAAAGAGAGAAACCUACAAGGCUUAGAGAUGGAGUUGGAUGGGCUGUAUGACGCUUACCAAGAUCGCCUACGUGAACGCGACGCAAAAUUCAGAGUCAAGGAAGCGAGGGAGAAAAAUGCACACAGAGAAGAAUGGGGAGGGAUUAAAGGGUCUGAGAACGAAAAUUGCGAUGAAGAAUCGGGAAGUGAGGACGGCGGCUACGAUGUACUGCAGCAGGUCAAGGAUGACAAUGAGAGUUCUGAUGAUGAGAGCGUCAUCAACGGCGCUCCAUCGAAGAAGCGUCGGCGCACCGACGAUACUACUGAUGGCUCUAAAAGGACCCGUUUAGUUACGAAGCUGCAGGAGCCUGGUAAUCAGGCGGCCAGUGUCUGGUUUAGCCAAGAUGUGUUCGCAAAUAUGGACAACCUAGACGAUAUUUCUGACGGAGAUGAAUCUGACGGUACUGAGGGGAGCUUCCAGGUGUUAGAAACGCAGCAUGGCGACGACGACGAUGAUUUUGAAAUCGUUCCAGUACAGGAAAAUGAUGUAGACAUGUGGGAUGCUGAAAGCAAAAAUGAAGUUGAGACGAAGCAAGCUAAAAUCAAAUCUUUGGGACUGGUAACACCCGAAGCUGUCACGCUUGCUCAGCAGCUAGUCAAUCGCGAAAAGACACGGACACAACUGAUCAAUGACGGUUUUAAUCGCCACUCCCUCAACUCCAAGGAUGGACUUCCAUCGUGGUUUCUGGACGACGAAUCUAAACACUACAAACCAAAUUUACCGGUCACAAAGGAAGCCGUUGCUGCUCUUCGGGCCAAACAGCGCGCUUUAGAUGCUCGUCCUAUCAAGAAGAUAGCCGAAGCUAAAGGCCGAAAGAAAUUCCGAGCGGCACAGAGAUUGGAGAAGGCGAUGAAAAAGGCUGAAGGCGUUAAUAACACUGCUGAUAUGACAGAGAGAGAGAAGGCGCAGCAAAUUGAGAAGCUCAUGCGGAAAGGGAUGUCUUCCGGAAAGAAAGCCAAGAAAGAGGUGAAGGUUGUCGUCGCAAAAGGUGACCACAAAGGAGUCAAGGGACGACCGAAAGGCGUCAAAGGCCGAUACACCAUGGUGGACUCCAGAAUGAAGAAAGAGGUCCGAGCAAAGAAGCGUAUCGAGAAAGCCAACAAAAAGCGGAAGCGCACUUAGACAGUUUUUGUGGACCAGUAAUAGUCUUACAGUCUGUGCAUACACAUUGAUAUGUGGGGUGUCUAUUAUUUAAAGUAUGUUUGCGUAUAAUCAAAAUUCAAAAUCUUUCAGUCUCGAGAUCUUCAGCUGACCCUUCUAAUGUCGAAGUAGGAGGGGUGACACGAAAAGAG
Guyanagaster necrorhizus is the source of this 2780-nucleotide messenger RNA. RefSeq lists its product as uncharacterized. The coding region runs from base 37 to 2610 and encodes 857 amino acids. Gene Ontology annotation, molecular function: rRNA (guanine) methyltransferase activity; rRNA (uridine-2'-O-ribose)-methyltransferase activity. Gene Ontology annotation, biological process: maturation of 5.8S rRNA from tricistronic rRNA transcript (SSU-rRNA, 5.8S rRNA, LSU-rRNA); rRNA methylation; maturation of LSU-rRNA from tricistronic rRNA transcript (SSU-rRNA, 5.8S rRNA, LSU-rRNA). The record is from RefSeq and is a predicted model, not a curated record. Gene Ontology annotation, cellular component: preribosome, large subunit precursor; nucleus; nucleolus. Lineage: Eukaryota; Fungi; Basidiomycota; Agaricomycetes; Agaricales; Physalacriaceae. The transcript has 10 exons.